Molecule: messenger RNA, 6469 nt
Organism: Osmia bicornis bicornis
Lineage: Eukaryota; Metazoa; Arthropoda; Insecta; Hymenoptera; Megachilidae
Exons: 7
Coding region: 3188-4678 (496 amino acids)
Biological process (GO): cell adhesion
Cellular component (GO): extracellular matrix
Source: RefSeq, a predicted model, not a curated record
CAUUGUACCCCCUGUGGCUCGGGGGGCUUAGAAUACGGCCACGGUAUCCCCUGCCUGUCGUAAGAGGCGACUAAAAGGGAUCACACGGAUUGAGCAAGACUUAAAAGUAUAGACAAGUAUGAAUAACGAAAUGUAAAAAUGCGCGGGGUUUGGUGCUGGCGAAAAAUUUCCUUUAGGGGCGAAAUUUAGAGAGAGAGAGAGAGAGAGAGUCGACAUCGAUGUGCGAGAUAAUAAACGUAGAAAGUUUUGUUAAUAUGUAGUAUGUUUCAGAGGAUUAUUAGCAGAGAAUAUUAAGAAUAUUUAGAAUUUAUGUUUCUAAAAGUCUGCUGAAAAAGCAGUGAAAUAACACGAGCAGAACAGAAAUUGAUUCUUGUAACUUUUUCGAAUAAUAUAAUCAAAUUGGCAAAUGAGUCAGAGUAGAGACAGUUGAUGGACGUUUCAAUCAAUAUGUCUCGUCUGAUAAUUGAUUAAUUAAUCAGAGAAAUUAGAAAAGUAGAAAACUAGAGAUACACGUCCGUUCAUCAAUUAAACGAUACUCGAAUUUUUCUCUAACGAAGAGGUACUAACAUGAUUAUUAAUCGAUUUUCAAUCAAUUAUUUAGCUCGUGGAAAUGAUAUUCAGUUAAAUGUAACGCAUCGUUGCAACUCUCAUUACCGUUUCCCUAUUUAAUUAUCACAAAUUUAUUAAUUAAUUGCUUGUUUCAACGAGUUCGUCCAGAUAUUUAUUUUUCAUGCGUUAAUUAACACAAGAGUAUGUACAUUUGAAAAGACCAUUUGAUGUCGUUGUGUCGUUAGAUCGGAAAGGGUCGAAAUCGCAUCGAAUCAAGAUCGAACUUUUCCAACGGAUUUCAAGGAUGAAGCUCUCAACGAAUCCUAUUGAAAUUGAAUGUAUUCAAAGAGACGGAGACAGGGUAAUUUACUCCGUUGCGCCCUUCUCUCACUUUAUUAUUAUCUCGACUGUACAAGAUGGCAAGGGGCAAAUCCUGCUUCCUCGAGAACCGUCUUAACUGAGAUCACGUUUGACCACGUUUUCAUUCAAACAUUCUUUAACCAUUUACAGUUUCGAAAGAAACUCGAAAAAUGUCGAAAUUUCUUUCGGACGUCGCGUGACAGAAUUUUACAAAGGGACGCAGCCAAGUCAAGUAUCGUCUCUGGCUAACUAAACGUAGCACCAAUCGUAUCAUCUCUUCUCGGAAAUGUAAAAGCUCAGGAGCAUAGCUUCUCGUUGCUUUUCAUUAUUUACGUGCCAACAAGUAAUCGCGUUCACGACAACUUGUUGCUUACUAGAAAAUUCGAAACGAUACGACGCGACGCGACGCGACGCGACGCGACGAGUGUAUGCUGGCAAAAUUUACACGAUUAAUCGUGGGAUUAAUUUUCGAUUUCCAAAUGGACGAUCUUCGUGACCGGUACAAACGUCGAAUAGAGGAAAAGAGAAAUUUUUCCACGCGUUGCUUCGAAAGCUAUUGACAAGAAUCAUCCUGUUAGCUAGAUACCUAUACCUAUUAGAUUAUCGUUAUUGUAUUGCUGUUGCAGUAGGGAGGAAAAAAAACAAGUUUCCUUAUAGCUAUACAUACUAUAAUAACUUGUAUAUUUUCUUGCUUCAACAUAAUCGUAAUCGAAAGGUUCGAUGAUUUUUCGUAGCGAACUUUUCGACCGUGUUUUCUUCUACGUUCUUGUUCGACGUAAGUUAAGGGUAGAAAUUGGGUCAACGGUGCUCUGAAAGACAAACGAUCCGACACGUAUAAGCGAAACUCGACUCGUAACAGUGACGUUGGCGCUUGUGAGAUAUUCCAGUGAGAUAUUCCAACGAGAGAGGGUAAUGAAACGCAAUGGAACGUAACGUAGAAAAAAAGAGAAAAGAGAAAAGAGAAAAGAGAAAAGAGAAAAGAGAAAAGAAAUGAAAAAGGGAGAAUAAAAGGGGAGAGUAGUUUUCAGUUAGGUGGCUGGCUGCCACGAGUUCGCUGCUCCCUCCGGCCACUAGCCACUAGCCACUAGCCACUAGCCACUACUAGCCACUGGCCACUGGUGACAGUAAACGAGAUACGGUGAAAUAACCUCGUCUGUCUCUUGCUUUCGUUUAUUUUCAUCCGAAAAUGUUUCCUGCUCUAUGAAUAAUAUACUGAGAGGUGCUAAAUUAUAGGUUAAAAAUGUACAGGCUCGGCUGGAAUUCUUUCCUCGUUGAACCACAACACAUUUGUCUAAUUAACGAUAAAAGAUAGAUAAAGAAGAAAUAUGCAAAUGUUGUUUAAUUAUGUUGCGAGUAUUUGAUAGAAAUUUUUCUUUAUACAUACCUUGUAGUAUAUUAUCAGCAUUAAUAAUUCAUUUAUCUAUUUAUAUUUAUAUUUAUAUUUAUAUUUAUAUAAGAUAAAAAUGAAAAGAAAGCAAAGAGAAACGGUGUUUAUUUCACGUUUAAUCGACGAAUCUGUUCCUACAUAAAAUGUAUCGCGAUUUUAAUUCGAUUAACCGUUGAAUUUUUCCUGCCAUGCGGAAACUCGCAUUUAAUUUUCAUCCCUCUGGGAGUUUCAAUAUUGCUUUUGUUCUACCAUUAGCUCCGGUAAUUAGCGUUCGCAUAAAUAUUUUCGAUAACAGAGAAUACGUUUGAAAUUCAAUAAGCUCCGUGCAAUAUACGUACAUACAUACAUACAUACAUACAUGUAUGUGUUUCAUAUUCAAAUCGCCGAUCGCAAAUGUUUCAUCAUCGAGAAGAGAGAAAAGAACGAUUAGCUAUCACUUGUAAAUAUUUUAGUUUCUUCGAGGAAAAGUGAUUAUUCCGUAUUCGUAUUUGUAUUUGUGAAACGAAUUAACACGCUAACAAACUAGUUUCAGAGUUCGGGUCAGCUGUUUACCGAUAGAUAGAAAAAGUACGUAGGGGAAGAUGGAAAUUGUUGGUCGAAUUUUCACAAGUUAUUUUCCAAAAUUAUUGUAUUUUUGCGAAGAAAAAGUGUGCAAUCGAAUCGAUUGAAUUUGGUGUUUCGUCGGCUUGUUAUUUAAUCACGGUUCGAUCACGAAGAUGAAACAAGGUGUGUCGUAACGCAGAAGAUUGGAAAAGUUUGGCGAGUGCAGCGCAAACAUUGCGAUAUGCAUUUUUCAAUCAUUCAACCAGCAGGACAGUGUGCCGCUCGACAAAUUGCACGCCAUCGCUUCCUAUCCUAUCGGCCUUCCAUUUUGGUCCGGUAAUAAUCCUGAUGUUUCGUGGUGUUUGGCAGUGGUCGACUCUACUGUUAACGCUGCUAGGUACGCGACUGUUGUUCGUGGUCGCCCAAUGUGGAUCGUUCGCUCAGGACAGACAGGAAAAAGAGGAGAAACAAGAUAAGCUUGCACUGUAUAAAGUCACUUUAAGGACUUACUGGUCGAGGGCGCGAUUUCCACGACAUUAUCCUGAAUGGAAGCCACCUGCACAAUUCGGCAAGUUGAUCGGUCGAACACACGAUUCUACGUACACCCUGUACAGACUGGGUGAAAGGUUGUCUACCGGAGUGAGAUUGUACGUGGAAACCGGAAGGACAGAUGGAUUGGAUGCUGACGGAGACUCGCCUAACAGUCUUGAUUCGUUUACCGGACCUCCUGUGCCACAAGGUGAAGGAAGUAGUAUCGCGAAAGCGUUUUUGGAUGGCAAUCACACGUUGAUAAGCAUCAUGGCUCGUAUCAAUCCUAGUCCAGACUGGUUUGUGGGCGUCGAUUCGUUUCAAUUAUGCGUCGAAGGCAACUGGGUCGACACGGUUACCGUUGAGCUGGACCCGUUGGACGGUGGAACGGAUAACGGGUUCACAUUCACGGCUGCCAACUGGCCAACGCAACCCCAAGGAAUCGCCUACAGGAUCACAUCGCGAUACCCGGCACAUCCCGCGGGAAGCUUUUAUUAUCCAAAUCUACCUCGUCUACCGCCGAUAGCAACCCUCACCUUCACCAAGCUACGGGAAUAUACGUUAACCGAAACGUAUCACGAAGACGACGUGGAGGUGGAGUUUGUCAGCAACGACAAUCUACUAGCGAAUAGUCCGACCCCCAGAGGGAUCGAUCCGAACAGGGACCUGAACGAGGCUAUCGCCGAGGAACGAAAGGAAAUGGACAUCCAGAGAUACAGGUAUUGGACAACGACCGGAAGUGGCCAGUUGGUGACGGAUGUUCCACGUGACAACAAGGCAGUGAUCAUGGACAGCAUCGCUUCCUCGUACGCGUGGCAAAGGCCAAGGUUUACUGGAACACCUCCGCCAAAAAUGACCAAGUUCGACCAAGGAAAGAGCAGUUGGGCUUAUCAUCAAAAUCAAAAUCAAAAGUACAAGCAAACAGAGGAGGCGCAAAAAGCGCAAAUCUUCAAGGAUAUUCAAAGGAAAAUGGCAAACGCGACCAAUGGAAACAGCCUGAAUCAUACGUGGAACUCUACCGACGUUAUGAGCCAACGUCAACACAGGCUUAGGAUGAAACAUCAUAGACUAACGUCGAAAGGGAAACGUGUGAGAACGCGUGCUCCUAGAGACUGUAAGGUCGGUGAAUGGGGUCCGUGGAGUGCCUGUAGUCGCAGCUGUGGUGUGGGAGAGACCCAAAGGACGCGGAAGAUAACGAUAAAGCCGCGUCGUGGUGGAUCAUCGUGUCCACCGUUGAAAGAGACCAAGUGGUGUGGCAGCGCGAGCCCCUGUUCCGAUGGCAAAUCCAUCCUGGACAGCUAUCAAUGGUAGUCGCGUUCUCGUUGUCGUUGGUCAAGUGGAAAUAUCGGACGAUUUAGUCGGGUAGGGAGUCUAGAGAAAAUCAUCCCUAGGCGAACACGGUGGAUCGUCAUUAAUGGUCCCACUGGGGGAUUGCGUGAAUAAACGUUAUCGUAGUCGUAGAACCAAAUAUUUCGCAUGGAUGAAGACAUCUGGACCCAGAAUUCGUUUAUUCCUCUGAUUGACUAACUUUUUUUCCAACAAUUCGAAUAGAUUUUCAUAUCGGAGAUAAUAUUAUUAUGUAGACGUAUGCGUAUAUUCAUCUUUCGACGAAUCGAACGUGCCAGUCGAACAGGCUCGGUUCGUCAUCGGCUGAUUCGACGAAUCGGAAAUGGGAUAAAGCUUGUCGCGAUUCGACGAGAAUUCGAACCGGUUUACGGAUUAUCCUGCCGGGAUAAAACGAAUUCCCGUACGAGAUCCACUAAAACUCGAAUACGAACGUCCUAGUUCCCAUCGAAGCGGAUAUACGAUCCAACGAAUUCGUUUCGAGCCUGAAACGGAGGAAGGAAAAAAGAAAAUUUAAGAAACGAUGAAAGUAAGUAGAGAGUUUUGCGAAGGUUGGAAAAAUUCCCUGAGGUUGAAGCGUUGAACGCAAUUAACUCAUUGGUCUCUGGCACGUCUAGAUGUAUAGCUGUAGCUGUACAAUGUAUGGCUCUGUACGUAUGUACAUACAUACAUACAUACAUCUGUGUGUAACGAACGAAAAGGAAGCCGGUGGAUAAGAAAGUUUACGGAAAAAAUUCAACGAAUGGCUCGCGUGUCGAUCGACAGUCUUACAAUUAGAGGGCCUUAGUCGACGGUCUCUGGUUAUCCUCAACCGGAAACUGGCUUUGCAUUUCUUCGCCAUUUCUUCGCCAUUUCCCGCUGCUCGCGUUUGGCUCGUGUUCUAUCGAUUCGAUGCACCUACCAUGGAUUAAUUUUCAGCAAAAUUGAAAUCUUGAACGUUAAUUCUCUUCAUCCUAUUUAGCAGCAUACGAUUUUUUAUAUUAUUUAAAAUGCGAAGAAUAUGCUUCCUGCAAUGUGAAAUAAACGAUCAGAGUACGCGCCUGCUUAUUUGGUCCAAUUCAUGCGAACAUCUACUAAAUGAAAGAAUGAAAAAUACCAAAAAAGAAAGAUCUUUUCCCGACGUUAGUGCUACGAUCGUCCGUUCUCGUGGCGUAUUGGGGAAAUUUUUACAAAAAAUGAAAAAAGAUAUCAUCAUCAGGUACAUACGUCUUAGGUGAGCGUAUUAUAUCUUAGGGAUAACUUUAACGAUAAUAAUUAACAGCUAACGUUUAAUGGUAACUGGUUAAUUAACAGGCUCGUAUCGUGGUGCAGCGGCUUGUCUUUCUCGCGUUUGUAUCAUUAACGAUCUGCAAUUUUAUCACAGCCGAUCAAAGAUAAUCACUCAGGUCUUAAUUAAAUUAAAGAGAGAAGGGAAGAGAGGUAUUGGGGGUAUUGAAAGGUUGGACAGCGAGACAUGGAAGAAACUCUUGUUGGGUUUCAUUUUUUUUAUUAACCACGAAGGAGGUAAUUUCGAGUUCCGGUGAAUCGUGAAAUUUCUCGCGGUAACAAUAACAUGACGCAACGACGAAAGGUUCGUUUUCUAGCGGGAAAAGGAAGGAACAAGCCGUCGCAGUUUUAGCAGCAUUAAGAAUGAACGUUUUAUAAACUAAACGCUCGAGGGAACGAUUUCGUAACGAUACGGUGAAAAAGGGAGAGAGAGAGAGAGAGAGAGAGAGAGUGAGAGAAAGAGAGAAAGAAAGAGAGAGAGAGAGAGAGAGA